AUGGCUUUCCCGGAACACGAUCCCAAUUUCAGCUCAAAUCGCAAUUGUGCGACGCAGAAUAAUUGGACAUUUCCCCAAACGCGAAAUACCUACGACCGAAUGGACGAUCCCGCCGCGAGCAUGUUGGACAUGGAGGACGAUUCUUCUGUUUCCAUGGACUUUCCAGAUGAAGAUAGCGAUACCCACAGCCCGCGCAAUUCUGACGGUGAGGACGAUAUCCCCCGCAUGAGUCUUCUGGGUCCCAAGAUGCGAGUCCACUCCAAAGCUCCCUGGGAAGUCGACGACGACCUUGACGAGGCCAACGAAUCCGAUACGAGUACACAUCCUGUAUCUGCACUCAAAAAGACCUUCAAAUUCGGUGCCUCGUCGUCAAGCACAGGCAGGGCGAGCGACGAAUCCAGUCGUUCUCAGAGCCAAGGCAAGGCGUCUCUAGAUCUCAUAGCACCACAUGGGGUACGAUCCGCGUUGGGUGCACUUACUCAACAAGUGAGUUCACCGUCGACUAUACUCAUUUCUCCCGGCCGUUCUUCUCCCUCAUCAAGGCGAAGGAACUUUUCUGGCCCGAAUUCUCCGACCGUGUAUCGUACACCUUCCCCUGCUCCCCCCUCGCCUCACGAUGCCACACACUCGCCAUACUCCGGCAAUCACGUCCGACAAGACAGCCUUUCAGACCCACCUAAUCCUCUUAUGCGACUACAGUCCCACACCUCCACCAACAGCUCUCCCUCGUACCACAGAGAAGAGUCCCUCCAUCCCUACGCUAAUCCCGAUUUCGCCGUUAAUUAUGUGCAAACUUCAUCACGCGAUCCUAUUCCUCACUCAGCCUUUGAGACACCUGGCGUAACUCGUAGUGAUUCUGCUGCUACUGUGACUGAAGGUCCUGCCUCCAGUUCGCAUAUGGGUCGCAAUGCUCUGCGCCCUAUACCAUCAUCAGACACAUCAGAUACGACAUCUCUACACCGCGAACCAAGGAACCGCAAGCGCAGUUCGACGUUACACGGCAGGGAGAUAUCUUCCCCUUUGCCUUCACGACUCCCAACGGAUAUGACAUCGCCUAUGCCCAAUUCAUCCCCUCAUCCCCCUCCGCUUCCCGGAGCACCCAACAUACCUGGGUGGUUAGAACGCUCAGCUUCCCCGACGUUCGCGUUGAUCUCUUUAGAAGAAGCUCGUGCGCAGCGAUCUCGCAGUGCUACCGUUAAUCACGGAUCUACCCUGCCUUCAUCACGGCUAGCUCAUUCUUCGAGUGAUGCUGAAGUUGAACAAGAUACUGCCAGUAUUGUGAACAGCUUUGAUACUGGUCACAGCGACAACGCGAGUUCCAGGGCUCGGGCUCGUUCCAUCAGCGCGGGCACAAGGGCCAAACAGGCCUUCCAGUCGAUGGUGACCAGCAAUCCCCCCAAGUAUGAACGGCGGGACUCAGAGCCGUCUAUUCAGCCCGUGUCUGGCCCGGCUCCGUCCAGCAAGGCCUUGAAGCACAAGAAGAGCGGGUUUAUGAAGUUCUUCAACAAGGACAAAGAGGCUCCCCCUGUGCCCUCUCUCUCCGAAACUCUCUCAAGCUACCAGAUACAUCAAUCAGCAGCGAAGCCACCGAAAUCAUUGCUGCAUCGCAUACCUGUCCCCCAGUUGACACCAUCUCUCAUGGAAGCUGAUCCGAUAGAUAUUAGAGAGAAUUUGGAGAACCCUGCAGAGGCAAGUCCCACCUCUACUUUGCACAAGUAUCAAAACAAUCCCCGCCGCACGCCUCCACUAUCGAUCAACACGCACUCCCCAUCCUGGGCUGGUCCUUCGCCCGUUAAUGACGGAUUCCUCCACGCCAGGAUGGGAAAUAAAAACUGGCAGUCCGAUUCCGUUCCCCAAAGUGCUCCCGCCCAUGUUACCGAGUUUCCUGCCCUUAAACUUCGCCCUGUAUCGACCAUAUUUAGCUCCCAUUUCCGUGAUCAUCUGGCGUUAGGCGAGCGAUCGCCCUUGCUUGAGGCAGAUUCCGGCAUUCUUAGUCCAGAUAGCGCCGGUACCGUCGGUUCCCCAGUCACGCCCGCCCCUCCUCCCAUGGUCUCGGUCACACCUACGAGCAAGGGUGGCGGAAAGGAUGACGCCAGCAUCCGCAGUGUACACGUCCAGGGUGAUGCAGAUACCAUCAUCAAAUCGUUGCAAGAACAGAUUGUAACGGCGAAACAGGCGUGGCAGAGGCAAAUCUGGGAGCUGGAGGGACAGGUGCGAGACUUGAAGGCGGAAGUGGAGGAGCUCAGAGAAGCAGGCGCGGAGAAGGGACACUGCGAUGUAUGUGGUAGAGAACGUCGCGACGAAACUCGGGAAGUAGGUAGCGGCAUCGUAAACCGACCUCGAGCGCGCACCGGGAUGUCGACACGCUUCGGCAGUGCACUUUCUUAG
Pleurotus ostreatus (oyster mushroom) is the source of this 2388-nucleotide messenger RNA. RefSeq lists its product as uncharacterized. The record is from RefSeq and is a predicted model, not a curated record. The coding region runs from base 1 to 2388 and encodes 795 amino acids. The transcript is spliced from 2 exons. NCBI's taxonomy places the organism in Eukaryota, Fungi, Basidiomycota, Agaricomycetes, Agaricales, Pleurotaceae.